AUGAUGAACGCCGUCUUCGGCGUCGUCCUGCUCCUCGUGCUCGUCGGCGGCGGCCUCACGCCGUUCCCGGCGAGAGCCGACGUAUUCUGCGACAACCUUAUACAGGUCGCCGCCACCCUCCCCAAGGACACGUCUUCUUCCCCAGCGCACUUCGCCGCCACCACCUUGGGCUACCCGCCAGACGUUGUCUACGCCCUUGCGCUCUGCCGCGGCGACGUAAUCAACGACUCCGCCUGCGGCGAGUGCGUGGCCAGCGCGCUCGACGAGCUACUGAACGGGAUACCGCCGCCGCAGCAGCAGCAGUGCUACAAGGCCUCCUAUGAGUAUCAUGAGAUCUGUGCUCUCGUCUACUCUGAGGACGACAUCCUCACGUCCUCCAACUCCAAUACGACGGAAGGAAACGGCGCCGGCGACGGCACGCCCUACACGAAGUGGGACGAGCAAAGCUGGGGCACCUGGGUUGACGACGCCAUGGUCAUCGUCGGUCUCCUUCAGGAACUGCUGAUGGCGACAGCACAAGCGGCGGCCAGCACGACGGCGCCGAGGCGGUUCGCCACGGGCGCCAUGGACAGCGGCACGACGUUGCCGUGGUUCUACUCCCUGGCGCAGUGCACGCCGGACAUGUCCGCCGGCAACUGCUUGGCGUGUCUGAGUCGCCUCGUCGGCAUGGUCAACUCCACCAUAGCCCUGCGGAUCGGAGGACAGAUCCAUGCCAUACGGUGUCAUCUGAGGUACGCGGCAAACAGGUUCUACAACACCACACCCAUGCUGAUUGUCCGGCCGCCGUCGACGCCCGCUCCGACGCCUACCACCACGGUGAAACACAAGAAGCAUAUGAGCAAAUUCUGGGCGAUUCCCAUAGUUGUAAUUCCUCUAGCGGCAGCAGCGGCAGCGUAUCUCUCCUUCAUCUUCUGCUGCUCUUGGCUCAGACAAACGUACAGAAAAGGAUCAAGGCAUACUGGGGACUUUCAGCGAGACGAAGAACUAGUUUGGCAAGGGAAGAACUCAGAGUUCUCGGUGUUUGACUUUGAACAGUUGCUGGAGGCCACAAAUCACUUUUCAGAAGAAAACAAACUUGGACAAGGUGGCUUUGGAUCUGUCUAUAAGGGCCAGUUUUCUGAGGGAUUGGAGAUAGCGGUGAAGAGACUUUCUUCACAUUCAGGGCAAGGUUUCUUAGAGUUCAAAAAUGAAGUCCAGCUGAUAGCCAAAUUCCAACACAGUAAUUUGGUUAGGCUCUUGGGAUGUUGCUCUCAAGAAGAGGAGAAAAUAUUGGUUUAUGAAUACUUGCCAAACAAAAGCUUGGAUUUCUUCAUCUUCGAUGAAACUAGAAGACCUUUACUGGAUUGGAACAAACGUAUAGCAAUAAUUGAAGGAAUAGCACAUGGGCUUCUCUACCUACAUAAGCACUCCCGGUUGCGUGUCAUACAUCGAGAUCUUAAACCAAGCAAUAUUCUUUUGGACAGAGAAAUGAAUCCUAAAAUUUCAGACUUCGGGCUAGCUAAAAUAUUUACUUCAAAUAACACUGAAGGAAGCACGACGAGAAGAGUGGUUGGUACAUAUGGCUACAUGGCUCCCGAGUACGCGUGCGAGGGCCUAUUCUCAAUCAAAUCCGAUGUAUUCAGCUUCGGUGUUCUCGUUCUUGAGAUCCUUGGUGGAAAAAGGAAUUCUGGUAGCUCUGAAUGUGGAAAUUUCAUCAAUCUCCUUGGAUAUGCAUGGCAGUUAUAUAAAGAGGGAAGAUGGAGCGAACUCAUUGACGCGUCGUUGGUACCCAUUCGUGACUCAGCGGAAGUGAUGAGGUGCAUGAACAUUGCAUUGCUAUGUGUACAAGAGAAAGCAGCUGAUCGACCGACCAUGUUAGAUGUUGUUGCAAUGCUAAGCAGCAAAACCAUGGUCCUGGUUGAUCCAAAGCACCCAGGAUAUUUCAAUCUAAGGGUAGGAAACGAAGAGGCAUUCUCUGCUACUCGGCAAAGCAGUAUUAAUGAUAUGACCAUAUCUGUCACAACUGGUAGAUAGGUUUUUCUUUGUGUCCUGCUUUGUUUCUACAACGUAUACAACUAGGUGAACUCCCAAUGCGUUGCGGUUGCGGGAACUGCAAGGUGUAAAGUCUGUACAUGAUUGAGCUGAGCUUCUGAAGUUCUAAUGGUGAAGGAUAAAGCUUAUGAAAGAUUUUCAGAACCAUCGAUCUUUCUUCCUAAUAUAAAUACACACAACUCUUCUGUGUAUUCUUAA
Messenger RNA from Panicum hallii, 2229 nucleotides. RefSeq names its product cysteine-rich receptor-like protein kinase 10. Gene Ontology annotation, molecular function: ATP binding; protein kinase activity. Gene Ontology annotation, biological process: protein phosphorylation. Lineage: Eukaryota; Viridiplantae; Streptophyta; Magnoliopsida; Poales; Poaceae. The record is from RefSeq and is a predicted model, not a curated record. The transcript is spliced from 7 exons. Bases 1 to 2013 code for a protein of 670 amino acids.